AUGUGGUUUUGGGGAGGAACUUCGAGCACUUCACCGCAGAAGGAAGUAACUGACAUAUCUCCUCAGGAAUUCUACUCCGCCGACCACCUUCUGAGGCUGUUGGAUUCCUUGCCGCCUUGUGAUGCCAUCGAUGAGAGAAACCGGGAGUCCACAAUUGAAACGCUGCGGCAGGUUGCUGAAGUGCUCGUGUGGGGCGAGCACAACAAUCGGGGAUACUUCGACACCUUUUGCGAGCAAAAUGUCCUGUCGUACUUUGUGCAACUGGCGGAGCAGCCGAAUGUCCCCAAUACAGUCAAAGUACAGCUCCUUCAGACGCUAAGCAUCAUAGUGCAGAGCAUAAACAAAGAAACAGCGGUUUAUUACAUGUUCAGCAACAAUUACAUCAAUUCAUUGUUGAGCACGAAGUUCGACUUUGACGAUGAAGAGGUUGCUAGCUGGUACGUCUCCUUCAUCAAGAGCUUAUCGCUGUUAGUAAAUCCGGACACAAUAAAGCUCUUCUUGAACGAACGCGCGAAGCACUUUCCCAUAUACAGCGAAUCCGUGAAGUUCUUCCGAGCUAAGGAUUCGAUGGUCCGCACCCACUCGAGGAACGUCACUCUCAGUUUAUUUAGAGUACAGGACCCUUCUUUGCGCUCUUUUCUCCUUGAGAGGCCUAUUUUCUUUUCACACGUUGCCUGCUAUCUCCGGGAGCUGUUGGAUGGCCUACUUCUACGUUUGACCGCCACCCGUGCUCCUCCACCAGACCGUGACCGUGGCAUUCAGGAUGCAGUACUAGAAAUAGAAGAGAUGCUCUUUUACAUUCAAGAUAUGUUCAAUCUUGGCAUUGAACAGUUUUCAGACCUUCUUGCAGCUCGCCUUCUGGUGCACUGCUACUUACCACUGAUAGGCAUGCUUGGGAUUCGUUUUAAGAGCAGGCGAGAAGGGGACAACUCGAGUUCGGAAAAAGCGGGAGCAGGCGCACAUGACAAUAUCUCUCCAUGCCCGCAGCCACAUGGAAGUGGUGAACAGGAUCGCCGCUCUGGAACGCCAAGGAAGAGCACUGCAGUUGACAGCUGCCCGCAAGUCGACAAGUCUGUUGAACAAGGUUGGAUGUGGGGAUGGGACACGCCAGACGAUUUGCAGAGUCUAGGCCUCACCACAGGGAUAUCGGACAAAUUGGGAGAUGCUGACAGAGACUCAAAUAUUUUACCUAAUCAAACCGUCGACCUCAGCAAAUCGUGGCGUGCUCGAGCAGCAGAGGCAAUGUCGAGGAGGCUAAACGAAGGUCCACGGGGAAAGGGAGAAAGCAGUGCAUGUAUGGUGCCAGAAGAAAGCAGUGCAUCUGUUCCACAUGGGGCUACCAGCGUGCCAGAGUCCCAACAACAAAACCAGUGGCACAGUAUUUCCAACCGUGACGCGGUGAUGCGGGUCAUAUUGUUCUUCUUGACCCAUACAUUCAAUUGCAUUCAGAAUGAAAAGUUGCUCCAACCCGUUGUAGCUGCUUUGCUACUGCCGCGAGUACCCCAGCCGCUGUACGAAUUGAUAAUGGCCAAGGCACCGACGACCCCAGAGGCCUACAGAAAUUUGCGGAAUCCGACCGACUGCGCUGGGCGUAUAGAGAUGUUCCUCCCGAUUCAAGAACAACCCAGCAGUGACGUGACUAGCGAAGUAACGACAGAGGGUAAUAACGUCCGGACAGAUAGCAAUCACUCCUGUAAAGAAACCAGGGAAGCCACUUCACCACGGGAGGGUGACCACGAGAAAAUCCUUUCAGACCUUUCUCUCGAAGACCGCAUCCGGAUGCUAAACAUCUCUAUGGAUUUCCUUCAUAAAUUGAACUACUUCGAUAACCCAGGUGGAAUUGAAGGGUCCCUUAGUCAAAACCAAGCUUGGCAACUGCUAAGUUCCCAGUUCGCUUCUCAAGAUGUCUCCGAACCGAAAGCAGAGUCCAGAAGGAGGCAGGCCAACGGGAAUCAAAUCAUAUGGUGCCACAAUCCUGUUCAGCACCAUCUGAUAACUCUGCUCGACGGUUGCAUGCUCGCACAGCAGCAAUGUGACGUUUCCUUUCUCGUGUUGGCAAUCCUACUGGAGUCCAUAUUCCGCCAUCCUGCCACCACAACAGGGUUCCUAAUGCGUGCCUGCAUUCUGCCUAGUGGAUAUCCUCUACCUAAUCGCAGUAUCCCCGAGAUGUCGGAUUCUGGAAGAUCGAAAUCUCGGUGUAGUGAUACGCGGACACCUGAAUCAGCGGCGUCAACACCCGCAGAGAUUGCUGCGCCGCGUCUCAACAGUUAUCAUCAUCAAGUAGAGCCGCUGGAACGCUUGGCUUCGCCCACAACGGAUAGCCAUGUAACAACCGACGGUGUCUUGUGGCUACCGGCCAGUGCACCGGCCACGCAUUCGUUGAGCAUUCAUCGACAACCCGGAAUGCACGGUCUCUGCAGCGCACACAAGCGCAAGCACUAUGACAAAAUGAGCUGGUGCUUCACAGCGCAGAUGCUUGAUGCUGUCCACGCCCAACUUCCCAACACUUUAUUACGCCCAAUUUCACUCAGGACGGCCCUUUCCGUCAUUUCCACUCUUACCACAGAACAUAUCUUAAAGGUUCAGUCCUGGGAGUACAGGGCGAGAUCCCUGGAAGUACUUGCCAACAAGAUGCUAAAGCUAAGACACGCAGCGGCAGUGGCGGCAAAACUGUGUCUCUCUGCAUUAUCGGACGGCCAUACAAUCGAUGUAUUUUGGGAUGAAUGGGAGGUCCACAGAAUAGGGGCCAUCACUGACUGGGCAUUUUCCCGCGAUUUCCGUAUUCUUCUUUCUCCCCCAAGCUCACAGACAGACUCGAAGGCUAGUGCGUUUCCUCCAUAUCUUCUGGUGGCUACGACCGACCAAGAGAUAGAACGGCGCUCCAUCCAGGUGUUUCUGCUCUUGCGCCGACUGCAUCGGGAUCUAUCUGCAAUCUUGGAGGCGAUAAGGGAAACUCCACACGAUGUCACUGCUGUGGCGCAAAAGGCAUCUGCAAUCCUGCAUGGAACAUCCGUGGAGCCCAACCCUCUUGAAAGUGAGGACAACGCAGGCGAGCCGUCUCACGUUGGCGAUUUGAAGACUUUGGGGAAGGAAGCAACACCUCAACUCUCUUUGGAGGGUCGUAACAUUAUCCGCUGCACUGUGGAAACUUCUUCUGGACCUGCUACUCGUUAUUGUGUUCAAGAUGAAAAGCGCCUCUUACUAGUGACCCCAUCUUGCGUCUUUCCUGACGUUGGGGAUAUCAGGACUUCGCACCCUCUGCGGAAUGUUGAAUGCCGCUUGAAAACGAACAGCUCACGCUGCAUGCACCUACUGAUUUUGGAUGUUGUGCCCCCCACCGACGGGCCUUCGCAGUCAUCGUCCAGCGACCCGCCAGAGGGGCCUCCCACUAUGCGAGUCAGCCUGACAGCUCCUCCUUUAAAGGAAGGUUAUCGCAUGGAACGUCCAGCACUUUGGGAAAUCCGCCUGCACUUUGCCGAUGCCUUGCGGUGCAGCACUGUAUUUCAUGCCCUGCAGCAAGCACGUGGAAUAGUCCGCAGAAAUUUAGCAUCGCGCAUUGCUGACUUGCUCGAAGAAGUCUAA
Molecule: messenger RNA, 3582 nt
Organism: Eimeria maxima
Lineage: Eukaryota; Apicomplexa; Conoidasida; Eucoccidiorida; Eimeriidae
Exons: 17
Coding region: 1-3582 (1193 amino acids)
Biological process (GO): regulation of autophagosome maturation; endosome to lysosome transport; endosomal transport
Cellular component (GO): endolysosome membrane; late endosome
Source: RefSeq, a predicted model, not a curated record